Molecule: messenger RNA, 6451 nt
Organism: Amaranthus tricolor (Joseph's coat)
Lineage: Eukaryota; Viridiplantae; Streptophyta; Magnoliopsida; Caryophyllales; Amaranthaceae
Product: putative 1-phosphatidylinositol-3-phosphate 5-kinase FAB1C
Exons: 11
Coding region: 1158-6176 (1672 amino acids)
Biological process (GO): phosphatidylinositol phosphate biosynthetic process
Cellular component (GO): endosome membrane
Molecular function (GO): 1-phosphatidylinositol-3-phosphate 5-kinase activity; ATP binding
Source: RefSeq, a predicted model, not a curated record
CCUAUUGAGUAUUAAACUAUUAAUAAAAUUAAUACACACACGCAGAAGAAUGAGAAAACAUUAAAAAAGGGACAGACAGAAGAGAGAAAAGUGCGUUUCUUGCCAUGCUGGGAGGAGAGAGAAAAUCUGGGGGAGCGCCAAACAAGGAAUAAGAAAGGAUUAUAGUUGUAUUCAACUGAUAUAGCAAAACCAUAGAAGAAGGAGAAAUGGGUAUUAUUGAUUUUAUUGUUCUGAGAUUUUAAUGGAGUUGGGUGGUUUUGAGAUUGAAGAAUUUGCUUCUUGUUCUUCUCCAAUGGCAGAAGUAGCAGCAAAAACAAGUUUCUUGUUCAUUCUUUUUCGCUUGCUUCUUUAAAAAAAAGUAUCUUUAACUUACUUUCCUUCUUUUCUACACUUCCCUUAUUUUACUCAAUCUUAACUUACUCAUACAUGACCUUUUUCAUUUUCUUUUCCUUUUUGGUAUCGAUUAUCUUGAAGUUAGUGAAAACCCAUUUCAAUAUAUGAAAUACCCAAAUCAAUAUAUGAUAAGAUAUGAACAAUAAAAGCUAUUAAUUGCUCUCCCUUAAAAAAAUUUAUUUCCAUUUUAAUGAAGAUUUCUGAAUAUCCAUACUGCUUCUAAAAGCUGGUGCUUUUUUGUAUUUUGAUAUAUACCUGGAUGCUGCAAACCUUCGUGGGUUCAAAUCUAGAGGAAUCUGGAAUUGGUUGAACUGAAUUUUUCAUUACUCUUUUGGGUUUAAUCUUCUGGUUUGGUGUUUGUUUUGGUUGGUGAGUUUGAAAUUGUUCAAGUGGAACCAUCCUUAUGAAUUGUGUAAAUAAUAGGAAUUAGUUGUGAUUUCCUCCUUUUUCAGUAUUUUAUGAACUUGGAGGACCAUAAUUUCUUAUAAUUACAUUCAAAGGAGGAAGCAGAAGGAAAGUUGGGAUAGAUCUGUCAAAUUAUCUCAAUUCCUUGAGAGUAUACUCCCACCAACUUUUUUCUUUGUGGGUUGUAUUGUUUUGUUUGCAAUUCAGAUUGAAAACAGCUUAUUGAUCACACUUUAGGUGAAUUGUAGAAUUCUAUUCUAUAUUUUUUUUAUCAUAAAGUUGAAUUAGGUAGAGAUUUUGUAUGGUUUUGUGAUCAAAGAUUGUAUGGUGUUGUAUAACUUGGUGGGUAAUUUCAUUGGAUGGGAGUGCCUGAUAGUCCUUUGUUAGAUCUAAUUAACAAGGUUAGGUCUUGGGUUUAUUUGGGUAAAACCAAUUCUUCAAAUUUGUCUUCUGAUUUGAACAUGGCUGAGAACUGUUGCUGCCAGUGUGAACUGAAGUUUUCUGAGUUAUGCCACAAAUAUAGCUGCUUAGAUUGUAGAAGGCUGUUGUGUGGCCCUUGUGUCCAGGGUAGUCGCUCGCUUGUUAUUGCUACCUCAAAUCGUGAUCAAUUGGAGAAGUUUAUAAAGGUCUGCAAAUUUUGCUGUAAAUCUUGUAAGAGGCAUAUUGGAAAAGUUUACCCUUCUGAGUCUCCACGUGCAAGUCCGGAGCCUAUAUGGCCCCUGGCUUGUGAUAAGUUAAAUAGUGAUGAAAUUGCUGCGAGUACUGAAGCGGAUGGUGUUUCCGGCUCGGUAGAGUUCCAGGAUUAUACCUUUUCUCUGCAUAAAAUCAACAGAAGCAGAAUGUUGUCUUUUUCAGGUCGAUCCCAUCAGCACUCACCGUUUCAGAGUGAUGAAGAACCGGAGGAGUCCGAGAGACAUUUUUUCAGCUCUGCAAGUGAUUAUUACCAUGAUAAUUCUGACAUAGACACGAGUAGUGUUAGCUUUAGGAAUGAGUUUGAUAGUUUCAGGUCAGCGGGUUCGAGUCCCUUAGAUAGCCCCUCUAGGUUCAAUAUUUAUACACCUAGUGCUGGGCGCUCUGUACAGCAAACUAGAGGUGACAGCCCUAAGCCUCAAUAUAGCUGUUCCUCUCCUGUGACUGGUGCUUCUGUGAAUGGUGAUCGUGGAUCUGAAAAGGAUAAUGAGAAACUUUAUAAAUCUUUGGAUUUUGAAAGUAAUGGUCAUAUCUGGCUUCCUCCACCCCCUGAAGACGAAGAUGGUCAGGGUGAGAGCAAUUUUUUUGAAUAUGAUGAUGAUGAUGACGUUGUAGGAGUAUCAGGUGGGGUGUUCACUUCUACCGCCUGCCUCCCUAAUUCAUUUCCCGCAAAGGAAAACCAAAUUGAGGAGCAGAGGGAAAACUUAAGGGCCGUUAUACAAGGACAUUUCAGAGCUCUUGUAUCACAGUUACUACAAGAUGAAGGAAUCAAAGUUGGUAAUGGAAAUGGUCCAGAUUGGUUGGAUAUUGUUAGCAAUUUAGCUUGGCAAGCUGCUAACUUUGUCAAGCCGAAUACUGAAAAGGGGGGCAGUAUGGAUCCCGGAAAUUAUGUUAAGAUUAAAUGCAUAUCAUCAGGAAGUCCAAAUGAAAGCACUCUGGUAAAGGGUAUAGUUUGUACAAAGAAUAUUAAACAUAAGAGAAUGACUUCUCAAUACAAAACCCCUCGGAUAUUGCUCUUAGGUGGAUCACUUGAGUACCAGAGAUCUCAGAAUCAGCUGGCUUCAUUCAACACAUUAUUAGAAGAGGAAAUGAACCAUCUUAAGGUGAUUGUCUCAAAAAUAGAGGCCCAUCGGACGAACGUCUUGCUGGUUGAGAAAAGUGUGUCAUCAUAUGCACAGGAAUAUUUGCUGGAAAAGGAUAUUUCUUUAGUUUUGAAUGUUAAACGACAUGUAUUAGAGCGGAUAGCAAGGUGCACUGGUGCUGAGAUUACUCCAUCUGCUGAUAAAAUUUCUGUGGCUCAACUUGGACACUGUGAGCUUUUCCGCCUGGAGAAAGUUGCUGAAGAACUUGAGAUGGUUAAGCAAUCCAAUAGGAAACCAUCCAAAACCUUGAUGUUUUUCGAAGGUUGCCCUAGACGACUAGGUUGUACGGUUUUGUUGAAGGGUUUACGUCGAGAGGAGCUGAAGAGGGUUAAGCAUGUCGUUCACUUUGCAAUCUUUGCAGCUUACCAUCUGUUCUUGGAGACUUCUUUUCUUGCAGAUGAGGGUGCUCAUCUCCCUAAAAUGACUCCGAAAUCAUCUGAUUCUGUACCAGCCAGUUUAGCUGCUGUUGAUGAUGCAAUAACGAAUGUAUCUUUUUCUGAUGAUGUAGCUCCAGGCCAAGUAUCUAGAGAUGUGUUAGCUCCAUUAGAAGGAUUUGUUGGAGAAAUGGAGUUCGAACAACGGGUAGUAUUGGAGCUUCUUAGUUCUUCGGGUCAUUCUGUGAAUACUACAGGUGCUGAGAAACAGAUUCCCAAUCCUUGUGAUGGUUCACUGUCCAUUGCAACUUUUAAAUCUACGUCCCCUGUACUCGAUAAAAAUUCACUUGGUCUCACUGACGCAGCUGCUGAUGUUAUACAUCCUGUGCAAUUUGAAUUGCUUGAAGAAGUGUUUCCAGUGGAAGGGAAACUCAAAGAGGUGGAAUAUAUUGAUGAAAAUGAAGUCUCGGGUGACUAUCUUGCAGCAACUGAGAGCUGUCAGAGUAUAUUGGUGUCCUUUUCAAGCCAUUGUGUUUCUAAGGGAACUCUUUGUGAACGUUCUCGGCUUUUACGCAUCAGAUUUUAUGGUUCAUCUGAUAAGCCACUUGGAAGAUACCUAUGUGAUGCCCUUUUUGAUCAGGCAUCUGUUUGUCGGUCUUGUAAUGAACCUGUUGAAGCACAUGUGCAAUGUUAUACUCACAAGCAGGGAGUCCUCACUAUAAAUGUUAGGCGACUGGACUCCGUAAAGCUUCCUGGAGAGAGGGAUGGAAAAAUAUGGAUGUGGCAUCGGUGUCUUAGAUGCACACAAAUUGAUGGUGUCCCACCAGCAACCCGUAGAGUUAUAUUAUCUGAUGCUGCAUGGGGCCUUUCAUUUGGAAAAUUCUUAGAGCUCAGCUUUUCAAACCACACAACGGCUAACCGUGUUGCCAGCUGUGGUCAUUCUCUUCAAAGAGAUUGUCUCCGUUUCUACGGGUUUGGAAGCAUGGUCGCAUUUUUCCAUUAUUCACCUAUCGAUAUCCUCACUGUCCAUCUACCCCCUUCAAUGCUCGAGUAUAAUGGCCAAAGUCCACAGGGGUGGAUGGAAAGAGAGGUAGAAGAGCUCAAAAGUAAAAUGACAAAAUUCUACACCAACGUCAGUGAUCUUCUGUUGGUCAUGGAGCGAAAGAGUACAUCUUCCAGAAGCGGUGUAAAUUCAACCGAUUUGCAUAAGCAUAUUCUAGAGCUGAAAGACAUGCUUGAUAUUGAAAGAAACCAAUACUUCGAUGUGCUUGAACACGCUCUGGAAGACAAUUUACAGAUGGGUAACAAAGCAUAUGAUAUUCUAGAGCUUAACCAACUUCGAAGAUCCCUUUUAAUUGAUUCGCAUGCAUGGGACCGUCGGUUUUACUCUCUGGAUUGUCUCCUCAAUUCUGAAAGUCUCGAGCUAAAAGCUUCUGCGGAUACUACAUCUCAUGGUGAUCUUAAAGAGUUGAAGAAUGACAUUGUGAGGGAUUCCAAAUCUGUUGAUGAUCAAGCAGAAAAGGGAGGGUGCACUGAGUCUCAUUUACAUGCGUAUUCGAGCUCAGAUUGCCUCCAACCUUUACCGCAGCAAGAAGUGUUCGGGGAUGGAGAAAUUUCGAUGUGUAAAAAAUCCUUGGGAACAGUGAACUCUCCUGCAGCCGAUUUAUCGGAUAAAAUAGAUUCCGCGUGGACAGGCACUGAUGCAGAUGCAUCUCAAGCUGUUCCUGAUAAUUUGCGUCUUAAAAGGCUGAUUCCUCCUGCAAGGCUCUGUUCUUUUGACUCUGCUAUGAGAUUGGAAGAAAAAUUGCAUCGAAAGUUGCAUUCGGCAUCUCAACUCUCUGCUGUCAGAUCCUUUCAUGCUUCUGGAGACUUUAAAAAUAUGAUAAAAGACCCUGCGGCUAAUUUUACGAGAACCUUCUCUCAAGUUUAUCCGAAUGAGGUACCUUCUAUACCUUCGUUUAUCUCUACAUCUCAUAUGGACGAAGGUCCUCGUUUACUGCUUCCGAAAACAGGUCAGAGCAAUAUGGUUAUUGCUGUCUAUGAUGAUGAACCCACCAGUGUGAUAUCAUAUGCUCUUAGUUCUAAAGAGUACGAGGACUGGGUCUCCGAUAAGUGGCUACAACAAGAGGCGAGUUGGGGUGUCAAAGACAUACAGCGAGAGGAUUCUACAGUUUCAACUUUCUUAUCCUGGCAAUCUUUUGGCUCUCUAGAAUUGGAUUACAUUAACUACGGAAGUUAUGGCUCUGAAGACGUGCUAUCAAGGAAUAAUUCUUUGGCGAAUGACGUGAAGAGAUCUCCUCACCUACAUGUUUCGUUCGAUGAUGAUUCUUCAGCUGCUACUGGUGGGAAAGCAAAAUUUUCUGUAAUAUGUUACUUUGCAAAGCAGUUUGAUACACUGCAAGAAAAAUGUUUCCCGUGCAAAUUGGAUUUUCUACGGUCAUUGAGCCGCUGCAGGAGGUGGAACGCACAGGGCGGAAAGAGUAACGUGUACUUUGCAAAAUCUAUGGACGAGAGAUUCAUUAUUAAGCAAGUCACCAAGACGGAGUUAGAAUCUUUCCAGGAGUUUGCAGCUGAUUAUUUUAAGUAUUUGAAUGAUUCUCUAGACUCGGGAAGUCCAACGUGCCUUGCCAAAGUGCUUGGUAUCUUUCAGGUUUCUGCGAAGCAUUUGAAAGGUGGGCGUGAAACAAAAAUGGAUUUGAUGGUGAUGGAGAAUCUGUUCUACAAAAGAAGUAUAUCAAGGAUUUAUGAUCUAAAGGGCUCUUCUCGGUCUCGUUAUAAUCCUAACACAACAGGAACGAACAAUGUGCUUUUAGAUAUGAAUCUCCUGGAAACAUUGAGAACAAAUCCCAUUUUUCUAGGAAGCAAAGCGAAAAGAAGACUCGAGAGAGCUGUUUGGAAUGAUACAUCCUUUCUUGCUUCUGUUGACGUUAUGGAUUACUCGCUACUGGUGGGUGUGGACGAGGAGAAGAAAGAGCUGGUGCUUGGGAUUAUUGAUUUUAUGAGACAGUAUACCUGGGACAAGCACCUUGAGACUUGGGUUAAGGCUUCGGGUAUUCUAGGCGGCUUAAAAAACGCUCCGCCAACCAUAAUUUCCCCGAAACAGUACAAGCGAAGAUUUCGAAAGGCAAUGACUAACUACUUUCUUACGGUACCAGAUCAAUGGUCAUCAUGAACUGUGGUUUUGUUUUCAUCACUUUUUUCUACUGUUGAUUCUUUUUGGUUCACAAAUCAUGUACUCGUUCGUUCCAUUGAAUUUACUACAUUUGUAUUUUUAAUAUGAGAACAUUUCUUAGCAAUUGUAGCAAAUUCAAUGAAACAGAAGAUUUUAUAGCAUUAAAAAGACUCCUUUUCUCUAAAGGGGCACAAAGUGGCCCAAUACCAAAGUGAUUGAAUGAAAAAAAAUGUGAUUUCCAUGUGCAAAGUAAUGUUAAUGAACUUUUGUGCUCA